AUGCAGACCCCAUCGAUGGCUGCCUCCACUACUUUCUACUACCCAAUCCCCAAAAGUUUCCUUCUUCCUCCUCCUUCCCGUAGCAAACGAAACCCUAACUUCAUCUCUUGCUCCACCAAACCCAUUUGUUCUCCUCCUUCUCCUUCGUCUUCUUCCUCUUCUCUGCAAACGACGACAAACAAUCGAAGGCAGAAGCAGAAUCUUCGCCGACCUCCUUUCGAGGAUUCGUUUCUUCUUUACCAAUUCAGUUCCCCGACCGACGAUCCAGGAUUCUCUAACCGGAUCUCCGAACGAAUUGACGAAGAGCCGCGCGAAUUGGUGCUUCCGAAAGUAGAAGGCAACACCGGCUUGGCAAUUUCGUCGAACAUGUGGUGGGCAGAUCUGAAAGCGGCUAUUGGGCAACGAAUCAACGUAGAGGGUAUCGUUUCUUCGGUUUCUGUAGUUGUUAGAGAUCGGAAUUUGGUUAUCCCGCAUGUUUCUGUGAAGGAUUUGCGGUACAUUGACUGGGGAGAGCUGAAGAGAAAGGGCUUCAAAGGUGUAGUGUUUGAUAAAGAUAAUACCCUCACGGCUCCUUAUUCUCUAGCGAUUUGGCCACCACUCCGGGCUUCGAUUGAGCAGUGUAAAGCCGUUUUUGGCCAUGACAUCGCCGUGUUUAGCAAUUCCGCUGGGCUUACGGAAUAUGAUCAUGAUGAUUCGAAAGCUAAAGCAUUGGAAGCUGAAAUAGGGAUUAGAGUGUUGAGACACAGAGUAAAGAAGCCUGCAGGAACGGCUGAAGAAGUUGAGAAACACUUUGGUUGCACAUCUUCGGAGCUAAUCAUGGUGGGUGAUCGACCCUUCACAGAUAUCGUUUACGGGAACAGAAAUGGAUUUUUAACCGUAUUAACCGAGCCUUUGAGUCGAGCUGAGGAGCCUUUCAUUGUUAGACAGGUGAGAAGAUUAGAGCUGGCCUUGUUGAAACGUUGGUUGAGAAAAGGUUUGAAGCCUGUGCAUCAUAGUUUGGUAUCUGAUGUAACUCAGUUUGUUAAGGAUCCAUCAGAUUUGUAA
Microthlaspi erraticum is the source of this 1044-nucleotide messenger RNA. Lineage: Eukaryota; Viridiplantae; Streptophyta; Magnoliopsida; Brassicales; Brassicaceae. The record is from the annotation of a GenBank genome assembly.